UGGAAGUGAAACAUAAAUAGAAGAAUGAUGGAGGGAAGAGGAGAGCAGGAGAGAGACAAUGGAGGAGUCAGAAUGCCUAAGAGAAGCUGUGACGAGGCUCCAUCUGAUAUCCCUCCAUGCAAGUACCCUUCCAGGCCUCCAUCGCCCCUGAAAACCCAGCCGUCCCUUUAUCAGACCUCUUUCCCCUUCUACCGGCUGCCCUCCGAGGUGGGCUUCUUCUCGCUGGAUGAAAAACGUUGUUACCAUGCCGAUGGCCGUCGCUUGCGCUAUUAUCGCCCUCCUGCAGGUGAGAAAAAGGACGAUGCCCCCCUUGGGUGGGACCUGAUGGAAGGGUUUGAAGAUCGCUACGUUCGGAGGAAUGAAGAUGAGAAGGAGGGUCUCCUGCACAUUCUCACAUGGAUAAAGGAGAACAAAGGGCUUAUUAAAGGAAGCGGCCACGGCGAGAGCAAGAGACCAGUGGAUCGAGACUUUGUCACUUGGAGGGGCCAUCUCACUAAGAUCCUCUGUACACCAUACGAGACACAGGAAGGCUGGAUCCUGGCUGUCACCCUCUUCCGAGGUACUCUGUACAUCAACGAGAGGGAGACGGAAGCUGCAUAUAAAAAGAGGAAGGAGAAAACCUUGGAGCAGGAGAAGCUCGCCUACUCGGGAUAUAAGUUUGAGAGCUUCUUAUGUGCUUACACCCCGGACAGCGAUCCCUGCCCUUCCGAGACGGUGAACACUAAUGAGGCAUACUGCAGUGUUCUUUUGGGUCGUCUGGCCUCACAUUCUGUGCUGCUGUCAGGAGAGGUGGACUGCACGGAUGCCUCUGCUGCUAACCCAUCGCCUCCAUCUAGCUACGUGGAGCUGAAGACGAGCGCACAGAUAAGGAACCCACACCAACAGCGCAGCUUCAACAGAUACAAGCUCCUGAAAUGGUGGUGCCAGUCUUUUCUCCUUGGAAUUCCUCUGAUCGCUGCCGGUUUUCGCGAUCAGCAGGGAAAAAUUGUAUCUCUUCAGAAUUAUCGAACGGCAGACAUCCCUCAUCUAGUGCGGGGGGACCGGCAGAGCUGGGACCCGGCGGUGUGCAUGAACUUCUGUAACGCCUUCCUGUCUUAUAUCAAGAAAGUGGCCACCAAGGAUGACCCGCGAGUUGUCUAUGUGUUCUCUUUGGAGCCAGGUUCAGAAAUCACAUUCACUAUUGAAUCGAAUCCAUCUGACCCUGUUCUACCCGACUGGUACGUGAAGGCGCUGACACAAUAAUCUCACAA
Molecule: messenger RNA, 1250 nt
Organism: Nanorana parkeri
Lineage: Eukaryota; Metazoa; Chordata; Amphibia; Anura; Dicroglossidae
Gene: DXO
Product: decapping exoribonuclease
Exons: 7
Coding region: 25-1242 (405 amino acids)
Biological process (GO): NAD-cap decapping; nuclear-transcribed mRNA catabolic process
Cellular component (GO): cytosol; nucleus
Molecular function (GO): mRNA 5'-diphosphatase activity
Source: RefSeq, a predicted model, not a curated record